Molecule: messenger RNA, 187 nt
Organism: Ilex paraguariensis (yerba mate)
Lineage: Eukaryota; Viridiplantae; Streptophyta; Magnoliopsida; Aquifoliales; Aquifoliaceae
Source: the annotation of a GenBank genome assembly
GGCUGUUCUCUUUGCUGCAAGUUUCAGCUGCAGUAUCCCUAGAACCGAUGCUGGCUUCUACAUAUCGUUGAGGGGUGAUGGUGAAGUCAUGCAAACACAAGAUCUCCAGGUUGAAGGGGCUUGCUUGAUCAUGGUGCCUAUUGGGGAAUAUUCUUGCUGUGCAGCUUGUGCCACCAUGUUGCUUUAG